Parastagonospora nodorum SN15 is the source of this 1743-nucleotide messenger RNA. RefSeq lists its product as hypothetical. The record is from RefSeq and is a predicted model, not a curated record. Lineage: Eukaryota; Fungi; Ascomycota; Dothideomycetes; Pleosporales; Phaeosphaeriaceae. The coding region runs from base 1 to 1743 and encodes 580 amino acids. The transcript has 2 exons.
AUGGCCUACGUUCUUGGGUUCAGCAACAAGCCGUUCAAGGACCCGCCGCCGCCGCCUAAGCCGCGCCCACGGCAGCCGAGCGGCUUGAACGAAAUACUAAGUAAGCCGAUUGGCAUCGUGGAGUGGGCUGCUAGCGAUGGUCGCAAGGGUAAACUAUCGGGUCGCGGCCAAAGUCGCUCGCACGGUGAACAGGGCAGGAAGGCGUCAUCGGAGAAAGGCGACGAUGACACGAAAGGCUGGAAGAGCAAGGGAGACAAGAAGGAGAAGGCUACCAACGACGAUGCAGCAGAAGGCCAGAAUCAGCACGGCUUCACUAAAGACGAAGAUGAGAAACUGCUCGCCUGGAAGAACGAAAACAAGAACAAGCCUUGGGCCGAGUUUGCCAAUGAGAUCGACAAACCAGUGCAUCAGUGCAAAGACCGCUACAAAGAGCUGAACGCGAAGGGCGGUAAUAAUUCUGCCGGCAAAGAGCAGGGCGGCAAAGGUGGCAGUGGUGGAGUUGCAGGCAAUCAGGAGAAAGACCCAUCCCAAAUGACUAAGAAGGAAAAGGCUGCCUGGUACAAAGAAAAGAACGCGUCAGGUGGAGGGAACAACAAAGGACAUCAGAAGGGCAACAAGAAAGAUCAGAACUCUGGGGGUAACGACAACAAUACUGAUGGUGACGACCCAUGGGGUGGCGGUGGGCUCGCAAUGUUCGGCGAAAACGAUGAUGACAAGAAGAGCAAAGCUGGCAGUACGACUGAAAACAAGGCAGCCGAAAACACCUGGGGUGGAUGGGGAGGGGCAGCAGACACAUCCGGCCGAAACAAUGCAGAAACAACUGCCUGGGAUAAUUCAGGUGGUUGGGGAGACACGCCAGCAGCGUGUGGUGGGAAGAACAGCGGAGGAAGCAAGAAGGGUACAAGCAACAAAGCUACGAGCAACAAAGGCGGCAAUAGUUGGGAGAACCCUGUCGGCAACACUACCGAAGCUUGGAACGCGGCACCAGACACUUCAGGUCCAAGCUGGAGUGGAGGAAACGACAACAAAAGUAAGAGCGGAAGCAAGAAAAGCGCUUCCAGUAACAAAGGUGACGACCAAUGGGGAGGAGGUGAUACUUCUGGUGGAGGCGGCUGGGAUAACACCGGCGGCAACAACGACACUCCUGGCUUCGAUGCGACAGCUAAUACAUGGGGCGGUGUAGGUGGAAGUGGAGGGGGAGGACCGGGAAGUAACAAGGACGCCUGGGCAGGUGGUGGAAGCCAAAAGUCAGCAUCCAACAACGGAGCCCCAGACGCCUGGACCGCGCAGGUUGAUGGUGCGAACGACACCACCAACGCGGGAUGGGGUGGCGCAGCCAACGAUGCGACCAACACCAACAAUGGUGGAGGAUGGGACACCAGCGCUCAAACCAACACCAACGUCAACGCCAACAAUAACACCGGCUUCGAAGCUUCUGGUUGGGGUACCGCACCCGCUCCCGCAAAACCCGCAUCAAAAGCCAACUCCCACAAGUCUGCUCAUCACCACUCGCACCAUCACUCUAGCAAGGACCGCACCAACACGCCUCUAGAGCUCGAAGUCAAGCCCGAUGGAACCUUCUCCGCAGAGGAUUUGAGGGUCGUUGCGCGUAUAUUACAGCAGGACUAUCAGAUGGUGUGGAAUCGGGUCAGUUGGCGGUUUAGGGAUAAGACGGGACGCACGAUACAGCCGGAUGUGUUUGAGCGGAAGAUUACUGGAAAGGUGGAGGGAGAGAGGAAGUGA